Molecule: messenger RNA, 3221 nt
Organism: Cuculus canorus (common cuckoo)
Lineage: Eukaryota; Metazoa; Chordata; Aves; Cuculiformes; Cuculidae
Gene: SKOR2
Product: SKI family transcriptional corepressor 2
Exons: 10
Coding region: 143-2725 (860 amino acids)
Biological process (GO): negative regulation of transcription by RNA polymerase II; negative regulation of BMP signaling pathway
Cellular component (GO): nucleus; transcription regulator complex
Molecular function (GO): RNA polymerase II cis-regulatory region sequence-specific DNA binding; DNA-binding transcription factor activity, RNA polymerase II-specific; SMAD binding
Source: RefSeq, a predicted model, not a curated record
CGCGGCAUCAGCCGCCGCCGAGCGGGAGGGAGGCAAAGUUAACGCGCAGCCGAGCGAUCGCGGAUCCCGGUCCCCUUCCAGCCCCGGUCCAUGGAGGUCGGGUGGGCAGCUGGAGCAGAGCAUCCCCCCCGGCGCUGAAACGAUGGCCACCAGCCCUCUGCCCGGCCCCACAGACAUCCUGCUGCCCUCGCCGUCCAGCGCGUACCCGCCGGACCCCAUGAACCAGCCGAGGUCCGGCCACGCUGCCAUGAAGCCCAACCAGGUGGGGCAGGUGAUCCUCUACGGCAUUCCCAUCGUCUCCCUGGUCAUCGACGGGCAGGAGAGGCUGUGCCUGGCUCAGAUCUCCAACACCUUGCUGAAAAACUUCAGCUACAACGAGAUCCACAACCGGCGCGUGGCCCUGGGCAUCACCUGCGUGCAGUGCACGCCGGUGCAGCUGGAGAUCCUCCGCCGAGCCGGAGCCAUGCCCAUCUCCUCCCGCCGCUGCGGCAUGAUCACCAAGCGGGAAGCCGAGAGGCUCUGCAAGUCUUUCCUGGGGGAAAACCGGCCUCCGAAACUGCCGGAUAACUUCGCCUUCGACGUGUCCCACGAGUGCGCCUGGGGCUGCCGGGGCAGCUUCAUCCCCGCCCGCUACAACAGCUCCCGAGCCAAGUGCAUCAAGUGCAGCUACUGCAGCAUGUACUUCUCUCCCAACAAGUUCAUCUUCCACUCCCACCGCACCCCGGACGCCAAAUACACCCAACCCGACGCCGCCAACUUCAACUCGUGGCGCCGACACCUCAAGCUGACCGACAAGAGCCCCCAGGACGAGCUGGUCUUCGCCUGGGAGGAUGUCAAAGCGAUGUUCAACGGCGGGAGCCGAAAGAGAGCGCUGCCGCCCGCCCCGCCGGCCCCCGCCGCCGCCGCCCCGCACCCCCUGGGCUCGGUUAAAGCGGCCGCAGCCGUGGUGGGGGGCGGGUUGCUGAGCCCGCACCUCCUGGCCGCCCCGCCGGAGCUGCACCAGAAGCGGCCGCGCUUCGAGGAGGACGAGGAGCUGCAGGAGGCGGUGGCGGCGGCAGCGCACGGAGGGAAAAGCCCUCGGAGCUACCCGGUCAUCCCGGUGCCCAGCAAGGGUUCCUUUGGAGGCGUGCUCCAGAAGUUCCCCGGCUGCGGGGGGCUCUUCCCGCAUCCCUACGGCUUCCCCGCCGCCGCCUUCGGGCUCUGCCAUAAGAAGGAGGAGGGAGGAGGCGGCGGGGCUGAUGCUCUCGGCGGGGCGGCCGCGCACAAGGCUGCGGGGGGAGCUGCGGGCGGUGGGCUGUCGGGGCUCUUCUGGCCGGGCAGGAAGGAUGCUGCCUUCUACCCGCCCUUCUGCAUGUUCUGGCCGCCCCGCACCCCGGGCGGGCUGCCGGUGCCCACCUACCUGCAGCCCCCGCCGCAGCCCCCCGGCGCCCUGGGCUGCUCGCUUGGAGACGGGGCGGGAUUGCUGCGACAGGCGUUCCUGGACCUGUCGGAGCCUGGGAGCGAGGCGGGAGCUGCGGGGCUUGGAGCUGGAGCUGCGGGGUUGGCUGCGGGUCUGAGCACGCCGCCCUCCGGCGCUCCCUCCGCUGCCUCCACCGCACGGGACCCGCUGUUCGAGUCGCCCUCUGGAGGCGCGGAUCCCGCCUCUCCCGCUGCCUCCGACGGCGGCGGUGGCGGCAGCGGGAGGGUCACCGCGCAUCACCCGCACCCGCUGGAGGCGGCGGCGGGGCGUAAGGCGGGCGGCGGGUACCACCACUCCAGCGCUUUCCGGCCCGUGGGAGGCAAAGAGGACUCGGAGAGCCUGGCGAAGCUGCACGGGGCGCCCCGCUCCGCCUCGUCCCCGCUGCAGCUGCUGCUGCCGCCGCACCCCGAGGAUGCCGCGGGCUGCGAGCGCAUCCCGCUCCCCGCGCAUCCCCACCACCGCCUCCUCUCCCCCGGCGGCACCAGCGAGGACAGCAGCGAGGAGGAAGAGGAGGAGGAGGAGGAAGAGGAGGACGAGCCCGAGGUGGACGUCGAAGGGCACAAGCCCCCCGAGGAGGAGGAGGAAGAGGAGGAGGAGGAGGAAGAGCCACGUGGAGGAGAACCCGUGGCGGCCGCCGGCCGCUUCCCGGCUGCGCGGGGCUCGCUGGAGAAGGGCAGCCGGGAACGCCACGCCGGCUCCUUCCCCCGGGCUGACGAGAAGCCCGGCGAGGGUCAGGCUCCAUCGCAGCCGCAUCACGGGGCGCCCCGGGCGGGCAGCGGCGGCAGCAGCCCGGCUCAGCAUCCCUCCCUGGAGGAGCAGCCCGCCUACAAAGAUAAUCAGAAGAGCAAGGAGAGUAACCCAGUCAUCUUGCCUACAAAAGAGGACAACUUCUCAGAUAAGAACAAGGAGCAUAAUUUUUUCAUCACAGAUUCGGAGCCUUCAGGAGGAGACUUCUGGAAAGAUAUAGCAGGUGAACACACGCAAGAAACCAAUUCACCUCAUUCGCUGAAGAAGGAUGUAGAAAACAUGGGGAAAGAGGAACUCCAAAAGGUUUUGUUUGAACAGAUCGACUUACGGAGGAGACUAGAACAGGAGUUCCAGGUGUUGAAAGGAAAUGCGUCUUUCCCAGUUUUCAAUAAUUUUCAAGACCAGAUGAAGCGGGAACUGGCAUACAGAGAAGAAAUGGUGCAGCAGCUACAAAUUAUUCCCUAUGCAGCAAGCUUGAUCAGGAAGGAAAAGCUCGGUGCGCACCUCAGCAAAAGCUAAAGCCCAGGAUCUUUUGCAGCUGUGACCUUGUGAGUUAUAACCCACCACUCGCAAACCUAACUUGUAUAUAGACUGAAAAAACAGGAGAGCUUGGGGAUUUAAAGAACAAAACAAAUCAGGUUCCUCCGAACCCGAGGACAAGUGACCUCAAAGCAUCAUGGACAACCAUGUAAAAUAGAAUGUAGCAGCCAUUUAUUAGUAAAAACAAAACCACACGAAAAAAAAACCACAUGCCUGUCCUGGAUCUUUUUUUGGUGGUACCAAAGUUGAAGUCUUUGUGUUUUUAGAAGGACAACUGAAUUGGAUAGAGAAAAAGCUGUUGAUGAGUCCUACAGACAAGCCGUGAAAGAACUGCCAAUCCUUUUAAUGCCACAGACACUGACAACACCUGCCGGUUCAUCUGUUGCUUUUGAAUUGUGAUUGUUUUAUGGGAAGAAAUGCGUGUCUUCACCGGAUGGGCCAGAACCAUAUUUGGAUGGAUGGUUGGAUGGAUGGA